Molecule: messenger RNA, 1875 nt
Organism: Vicia villosa (hairy vetch)
Lineage: Eukaryota; Viridiplantae; Streptophyta; Magnoliopsida; Fabales; Fabaceae
Product: amino acid transporter AVT3C-like
Exons: 1
Coding region: 249-1526 (425 amino acids)
Biological process (GO): amino acid transmembrane transport
Cellular component (GO): vacuolar membrane
Molecular function (GO): amino acid transmembrane transporter activity
Source: RefSeq, a predicted model, not a curated record
UUCCCUCUAUUCAUUGAAUUUUGUGAGUUGCACUUCCAGGAAGAGAAUUUAAUAAUCCAAUCACCUAGUAGAUCAAUAACUUAUCAUAAGUCAUAACUUAUCUAUAAAUUCUCUUUUCACUACUCAAACUCCAAACCAUUUUUGAUUCUCCUGAAACACAGUCAACAACAAUUCAAUUCAAAUCAAACCCUCUUUCUUCAUUUCCUUAACCCCAUCAAAAAAACCCAACAACAACAAUAACCACAACCAUGGUGGUCGCAGAACAAGGUUCAUCAUCCUAUUCACUCCCACCAUACCCUCGAGAAGACACCCCUCUUCUCACUAAUUCACCCCCCCUCUCUUCCCAAUUCAAAACCUGCGCCAACAUCUUCAUCUCCAUCGUCGGCGCCGGUGUCCUCGGUCUCCCCUACAGCUUCAAACGAACCGGAUGGGCCACCGGUUUAAUCAUGCUAUUCGUCGUCGCGUACAUCACCUACCACUGUAUGUUACUUCUUGUCAACACACGCCGCAAGCUCGAAUCAGCAAUGGGUUUCUCAAAAAUCAAAUCUUUCGGCGAUUUAGGGUUCACCAUUUGUGGCCGAUUGGGUCGGUUCUCAGUUGAUGCCAUGAUUGUUCUUUCUCAAGCUGGGUUUUGUGUUAGCUAUCUGAUUUUCAUUUCUUCCACUUUGGCUUUUCUCGCCGCCGGUGACUCUACCGGAGAAACGAUUCCGGUGUUUCUGGGUUUGACUCCGAAGGUUUUGUUUCUUUGGGGGUGUUUUCCUUUUCAAUUAGGGUUGAAUUCGAUUAAGACUUUGACCCAUUUAGCUCCUUUGAGUAUUUUUGCUGAUGCUGUUGAUAUUAGUGCCAAGAGUGUUGUUAUGGUGGAAGAUGUUUUUGUUUUCAUCAACAAUAGGCCUAGUUUAGAGGCUUUUAAGGGUUUCUCUGUGUUUUUCUAUGGUAUUGGUGUUGCUGUUUAUGCUUUUGAAGGGAUUGGGAUGGUUUUGCCUUUGGAAAGUGAGACUAAGAAUAAGGAGAAGUUCGGUAGGGUGUUAGGUUUAGGGAUGGGUAUGAUUUCUCUGUUGUUUGGUGCUUUUGGUUUGUUAGGUUACUUUGCUUUUGGUGAGGAAACUAAGGAUAUUAUCACUACUAAUCUAGGUCAAGGUUUGGUGAGUGUUGUGGUUCAAUUAGGGCUUUGUGUGAACUUGUUUAUUACUUUUCCUUUGAUGAUGAAUCCUGUUUAUGAAGUGUUUGAGAGAAGGUUUUGUGAUUCUAGGUAUUGUUUGUGGUUGAGGUGGUUGUUGGUUUUGGCUGUGAGUUUGGUGGCUCUUUUGGUGCCGAAUUUUGCUGAUUUUCUUUCGCUUGUUGGAAGCAGUGUUUGUGUUGUUCUUGGAUUUGUGUUGCCUGCUUUGUUUCAUUGUAUGGUUUUCAAGGAGGAGUUGGGUUGGAGAUGCUUGGUUUCUGAUGGCGCUAUUAUGGCUUUUGGGAUUGUCGUUGCUGUUUAUGGAACCUAUAGCUCUGUGUCGGAUAUUCUUUCUCCUAAGGCAUGAUUUGAUUUGGAAGAAGUGAAGUUUGAAAGAUGAAAAACUGAAUUUUCAGAUGUUUUUGGUAAGGGAACCAUUGUUCAUGUGCUUAAUGUUGUAUUGCUGCAUGCUGAAGUAUAUGCUUGGUUGUUCCUUGAUGAAGAUUUUUGCCUAUGCUGUUCUUCAGUCUUGUUUGUUGAUUAAUGAUGAUUGUGUGAUAAAACUACGAAUUUUUAUUUGUUGUAUUUUGUCUUUUUUUUUUUAUGUAAAAAGUUACGAGAAUAAUUGCCAUACGGUCAGUGCAUUACAACCAUUCAUAAGUGUACCGUCAGUGUAAAAAGUUAUGAUUCACUAACUAGUGAAAAAUUUCUUUGCA